Molecule: messenger RNA, 1644 nt
Organism: Trichoderma virens Gv29-8
Lineage: Eukaryota; Fungi; Ascomycota; Sordariomycetes; Hypocreales; Hypocreaceae
Exons: 1
Coding region: 1-1644 (547 amino acids)
Biological process (GO): regulation of DNA-templated transcription
Molecular function (GO): zinc ion binding; DNA-binding transcription factor activity, RNA polymerase II-specific
Source: RefSeq, a predicted model, not a curated record
AUGGUCAAUCAGGGGCCCUCACGGGGCUGCCAUACUUGCAAGGCACGGCGUGUGCGGUGCGACGAAGGCAGGCCUACGUGCUGCCACUGCCGGCGUCUCGGCUACAUCUGUGGAGGCUACGAGAGGAAGCCGCCCAAGCUAAGAUUCAAGGUCCAGGUCGCCGCCGGUCCACAGCGACAGCAGAAUACCGGCGCCGUUGCCAGCGCCGUUGCCGCUCCGUCACUCGCCCGGUCGCCGGGAUAUCCGGAGCCGGAUCUCGCCAUGGGCUUCUUCUUUACCUACUUUGUUGACGCCGGCCGCACGCUGGCCUCGACCCGGGGGUUCUUCGAGGCGCUGCCGCCCAUCCUCGCGACCGAGGCCAAAGACUCGGCAGCCACUACAGCCGUGACCGCACUGGCCACGCGUAUGUUGUCCCUCUGGCGCGGCGAUGCCCAAAGCUUCACGGCGCCUCACAAGCCGCUGGGCGUCGCUUUGGCGCGCCUGGGAUCGGCGCUGCAGACUCAAGAGGAGAGGGUGAGCCGUGCGACCCCGUUUGCGGCUCUCGUUAUGCAGUUCUACGAGAACAUGAAUGCCAUAUACGGGUUUCGCGAGGUCAACCGAACGCACCACGACGGCGCGGUGGCCCUGUUGAUGCAGCACGAUUUAAGCAUCUCGGACGGGGAGAUUGGCAUCCACGUAGUGCGCCGCAUACUGCAUUGCGAGGUGUCGUACCGGCUGCACUCUGGGACUGCCUUUCCGGCCAACAUGGAGGAGUGGCUAAAGCGCAAUCUUGUUGUGCAGAAUCCAUCUACAAUUCUCGAUACUAUCGGCAUCUCCAUUGCCAACAUCCAACACGCCUUCACUCGCCUGCGUCAACAGCCCACCCCAGAGUCGUGGCGUGCAGUCGAGAUACUCUUGGCAGAAAUCGAGACGACCGAAACUCUUCUGCGAGAGUGGCCGAGCGUGCUGCCGAACCACUGGGCCCCGGUGACACUUCCAGCCGUGCCAGAUGCCGUCCCACCGAUACCAACCUACGCGGGGAGAUGCGACAUAUACCCUGCGAGCCAAGUGGCGGCGAUAUGGAAUAUCUGGCGAUGCCACCAGCUGAUUCUGCUCAAGAUCAGGCUCGCUGCCCUCGACUAUAAAGCUCGGUCAGAGCCAAGCGAAUACCACCCCCCCACUACACUCAUGCGUGGUACUCGGGAGCGAGUCCAAGAACUCGUUGAUGCCGUCUGCCACAGCAUUCCAUUUUACGUUGGCAACCGAUACAAACGCGGUGCCUUGUCCGACCUGACCAACCCGACCAUACUCCACACCAGCUACUUCGACCUCGACCCGAGCAGCGAACAGUUCCUCAAGUACAAAGCGAGCGACAACUACAUGAGCUCCGAGGCUCAUCGAGGACACAUAGUCGUGCAGGGGCCAUGGCACAUGAUGACGUGCCUGAGCGCGGUCAUCAACCUGCUUUCCGGGAACGACGAGGGUAGCUUGCUCCUCGCCCGUGCCUUACGACCCGGGCAGCUCAACUGGAUGCGGAAACAAUUCGUCCGCACUGCUGCCCUGGUGGCUAUCGAACUACCAGUGAAACAGCAGCCUCUCGCCCAUGACGUGGCACUACUGGCUGGGAAAGUGAGUGAGGGUUUGAAGAUGGCCAGCGGGUCGUAG